AUGUCUUCCGACCUACGGUCCCUUAUCACCGAGCUUCAUAAGAGCCUUGACCAGAGACAGCUGGACAACGCUGUAAAUGUGCUCUCACGCGCAAAGCGUGCUCUGCUCCACCAAAAUGCGCUGAUCCCGACGGCGUCGACCCCGCCGCAACUGUUCGCCCAAGCGCGGGAGAUUCUCGAGCUCGGAGCGCUCACAUCCAUUCGCCAGACCGACUCCGCCUCCUUCAUCCGAUACUACCAGCAACUGCAGCUCUUUUACGAUAUUGAGCGGCAUCUCGAGACGACAGGGUCUGCGUCUGGGCCGUGGGUGGAUCUGCUGAAGACGAGCCAGCGAAGCAAGAUCACGGGCUUGUAUCUUAUGCUGUUGCUGAGUUCGGGCGAUACGUCCCAGUUCCAUACCGUGCUGGAGGGUCUCGUCGUGGAGGCUUCGUUAAGGGGACACAGUGUCGAGGACGAUCCGUUCAUCAAGUACCCUGUGGAGUUGGAGAGAAGUCUGAUGGAGGGGAGCUACGACAAGGUGUGGCGGGCGACGAAGUCGGAGAGGGUCCCAUCGGAGGACUUUGGACUGUUCUCGAGUAUUCUGGUCGGCACGAUUCGAAGCGAGAUCGCCGACUGUUCCGAAAAGGCCUACCCAUCUCUCCCCAUCUCGAACGCCAAGAACCUCCUGUUCCUCGACUCCGAGGGUGCUGUUAUACAGUUCGCACAGGAACGGGGCUGGAUCCUGCGGGACGGCCGCAUCUACUUCCCAACCCAGCCGGAGACGGUUGCACCCGUUCCCGGAGCCCCAGGGGCUGUCGAGCCUCUCGUGGCAGGGCAACGACCAGAGAAAGAAAUCACCCUGUCGAGUGCCACCAUCAUCGAAAACACGCUCGGAUACGCAAGAGAGCUGGAGACGAUCGUGUAG
Molecule: messenger RNA, 903 nt
Organism: Rasamsonia emersonii CBS 393.64
Lineage: Eukaryota; Fungi; Ascomycota; Eurotiomycetes; Eurotiales; Trichocomaceae
Product: Proteasome endopeptidase complex
Exons: 2
Coding region: 1-903 (300 amino acids)
Biological process (GO): proteasome-mediated ubiquitin-dependent protein catabolic process
Cellular component (GO): proteasome regulatory particle, lid subcomplex; nucleus; proteasome regulatory particle
Source: RefSeq, a predicted model, not a curated record